GCUGUUGUGUUUCCCCCGAGGAGAAAAAAAAAGGGUGCGCCAUAAAUCAUUCUCCCCAGCGAAGAUUCGUCUUGGCCCCUACACUAGCACUUCGCAUCUCUUGGCUGCUUCUCGUGGCUUGACACUAUCACUUACACUGUUUGUUACAGAAAGUUACUAUGGAACAAACUCAAGAAAAGGUUGAGGGCAACCAUGUUCUCCAAACACCGCUCUGGAUUGUUAUAAUUCGUGGCUUUCAGUUCCUCAUCUCUCUUAUCAUCGUCGGUCUCUGCGGUCGUCUGAUGCACGAUGCCACCCUCGACGAAGAAGCUCUAUCCCUGGCCAUUGUAAAUCCCCUCUUCCAUUCCUUCAUCUCAACACCACUAACAGCUUCAAGGCAAUCAUCUCAUGGAUCGUCAUCGCAUACGUCGUCUUCACAGAGAAGAUCCCCAGUCUUCAAAGCGCAUAUCACAUCAUCGCUGUUCUAAGUCUCGAUGCAUUGCUGAUGGUUCUUUGGCUUGCGGCUUGGGCUGCCACUGCUGCGAGACGUGCUAAAUACGUCGUUCCUGUUAAUGCCUAUGGCUGUGUUGAUGAUGGAAGUCUUACGGAUAGCAAGACCUGCAAUAUUUUUAAGCGUGAUGGGGAGAAUGUUAUUCUCUUCAAGUCUGGUCUGGCUAUGCUUGCUGCCGUCGCUGGUCUCGGUGCUCUUGUCUGGAUUCUCUUCAUCGUCACUUUCGUCUGGACUCUCGUCAUGUUCCUCCGCGGUCGCAAGGAAGGUCGCUUCGCUGUCAACCUCGCUGCCUCUCCUUCACCCAACAACAACUACCAAAUGGAGACCAAGGUCAAUGAAGGCCAGCCCAUGGUUCAGCCCAUCCAACCUCAGGGCGUCCCUCAGCAGCAAUACCAGCAACAACCUACUCAAGGCCAAUUCGUUCCUCAACAACAGCAGCAGUAUCCUCCUCAGGGCACUCCCUCUCCCUACCAACCUGCCCAGAGCCCAUACCAACAACAGGGUGCUUAUCCUCCUCCCGCGGCACCCUACUCUCCUCAAGACCAGCAGUACCAGGGCCAGCAGAACUACGGACAGUACCCCCCUCAGCAAUAUCAACAGCCUCCUCAACCUCAAGGAAGUGAGCUUGAUGGUCAGACAAACUACUCUACUCCUCCUCCCGCUUCAAUGUCUCCCCCUCCCCAACAUUACGGAAGUGAGCUCGAUGGCCAGACGAACUACGCCCACCCUCCUCCUGCUUCAAUGUCGCCGCCCCCUCAGCCUCAGCCUUAUCCUCCCCAAGCAUAUCCCCAGCAGUAAAUGAAGUGGAGAGGAGGGAUUAAUGACCGGGCCUCUUGGCGCGUGGAGUUGCGUUUCUGUUUUGCCAGUAUUUUACAUAUCCAAUAACAGCGGUGGCUUUUUGACGCUUGUUUUAUACCAAUAGCCACAGUUAGAAUAUACGAUGCAGCGAUUGAUGACAAUUUAUUCGCACUAGUACAUAUAUACACUUCUCUCUCAUGAGCUCACAAAACCAUUGGGACCUGAAGUUUGUUAACUUAGUUUUCUUGACCUCAUAAAAUAGCCUUUCGCUCUGUCUCUAACUUUUACAUGUUGGCUUUUGUGAAACAAUAUGCACCAACCACAUCAUUCAC
Fusarium odoratissimum NRRL 54006 is the source of this 1620-nucleotide messenger RNA. RefSeq lists its product as uncharacterized. Bases 485 to 1288 code for a protein of 267 amino acids. Lineage: Eukaryota; Fungi; Ascomycota; Sordariomycetes; Hypocreales; Nectriaceae. The transcript has 2 exons. The record is from RefSeq and is a predicted model, not a curated record.